GUGUCCUCAGUGUGUUAGAAAAUUGUGUUUGUUUUGUGUAUUACAAAGAAAUGCCAAGGGGUUUCCGGUUCCGCUGUCCUCUUUCUCUUCAACGAGGCAGCCAAACGGAGGCCAACAUGCAGAUCUUCAUGAAGACCCUGAAGGGAAAGACCAUCACUCUUGAGGUCGAGCCCAGUGACACCAUGGAGAAUGUCAAGGCCAAGAACGAAGACAAGGAAGAGUCCACCUUGCACCCGGUGCUGCGCCUGCGCAGUGGCAUCACCGCGCAGUCCCUUCGUCAAUUUGCCCAGAAGUACAACUGUGACAAGAUGAUCUGUGGCCAGUGCCACGCACGCCCCCAUGCAGUCAACGGAUGCAAGAAGGGCAGCCACACCGACAACCUGCGCCCCAAGAAGAAGGCCAAAUAA
Molecule: messenger RNA, 407 nt
Organism: Rattus norvegicus (Norway rat)
Lineage: Eukaryota; Metazoa; Chordata; Mammalia; Rodentia; Muridae
Source: RefSeq, a predicted model, not a curated record